AUCUGAUUGGAAAAGGCAAAACACAGAAAGCAAUUCACAACAAUAACAAACAAUUAAAUGCUUAAGAAAACAAAAUGUCGUCGAGUGGCAGAAACAAGCAAAGUGGCAAGUUAGCAAAUCUCCGACUUCUGGGCGACGAGGAUCGGGACAAACUGCUCGGCACUCCGCGGCUGCCAAAUGUCGGUCCUGGCAGCAAGCAACCUGCUCAGGAUCGCCUCAAGCGGCUGCAGACCAACUUGAAGCGGGUGCAGGACAAUAAGCCAACCAAGGAGAAGGAGAAGGAGAUCAAGCGUACCACGCGCAGCUCCUCCACAAGCGCCCAGGUUAGACCUGCGAUUCCAGCGCCCAGGCGACGAGCAAGUGUCUCCGUGACCCCGGUGAUCACAGCCACGCCGCCAAGACCCUUGGCGCAGCGCCUCAGGGGGCCAGGGACCAAGGGCUUGUCACCCAAGAAUGCCUGGGAGAAGCCAAAGGCGCUGCUGGAUGCCAGCAAUCGCCUGAAGGAGCCAACUGCUCCAAGUGCCAAUCAGCGUCUAACGCUGUUGAGAGCCUCCCUGCAGCAGAAGCAGCUGGCCCAAGAGCGCAACAACAAUGAUAUUAGCAAGCCCAACGAAAAGGGCUUGAAAAAACAUGUAGAAAACAAUGAUUCCGCCAAGCAAAGCGCAUUUAGCGAAGUGGAGCCCGAGCCCAUGGAGUGGGAGGAGUCCAUUGAAGUUGUGCCUCCAAAGCAGGAGGAUGACAUCCUGCUCAUGCGUCAGGCCAGCGAUGGCGAGGAGUUGCCCACUCGUCUGGUGGAUCACAUGUACUUCGUGCUGGACACCAACGUCCUGAUGCACGACAUCAAGUUCGUGGAGAGUCUCACCGAGGUGGUGCUGCCGGGCACGGUGGGAAGCAUGCUGUACAUUCCCUACAUAGUCAUCAGGGAGCUGGACAAGCUGAAGGGGCAGCGCCCUUCGGAGGAUCCAAAGCGGCUGAUCGCCGUGCGAGCCAUACGCUAUUUAAACAAAAAAUUCGAUGAGACCUUGGAAAUACAAGCUCAAUCCGCCGUGGAGGAGGCGGAGCACCUGGUCGAAGUGGACUGCCCGGACGACAGCAUCGUCAACUGCUGCCUGCAGCUGAGCGAGCAGGUGCCGAACAUGAUGCUCCUCACCAACGAUGCCAAUCUCCGCCUGAAGGCCAACGCCUCGGGCAUCCAGGUCUCCUGUCGCUCCGAUCUGAUGGCCGCCCAUCCCGCUGAGUUUGCCGCCCUGGGCGAUUAGCUCGAAUCCGUAAUGGAUCCAAUACUAUAGUAUACAAAAGACUACAACUGCGAUUGUGAUAUGGGAUCCGGAUGGAUCCACCAGUCAAACCACUGCACCGCAACACGAAUGAAGUACAAUCAAUACACUCAAAUCGCAUCACAUUUACUUUUACGAGUGCCACCGGCGAUGUUCAUUGAAGACUAUAGUCUCGCAUAUAAGAUAUUACUGCCUUUUUGCUACCUGAAAUAAAGUUUGUUUUCUUGAAGAUA
Messenger RNA from Drosophila subpulchrella, 1510 nucleotides. RefSeq lists its product as uncharacterized. The record is from RefSeq and is a predicted model, not a curated record. Gene Ontology annotation, cellular component: nucleus. NCBI's taxonomy places the organism in Eukaryota, Metazoa, Arthropoda, Insecta, Diptera, Drosophilidae. The transcript is spliced from 4 exons. Bases 75 to 1259 code for a protein of 394 amino acids.